AGACAGCAGCAUUAUUUUACUACCACUUCUAUUUAGAUUCAAGCGACCUGAAUGAAAACAGCUAAAGAACUGAAAGGAAUAUUUAAGACGUCUUCUUCCCAGCAAACACACCAGCAAACCUCUGAAGUGGGGCAGAGUCACCAAAAUCAGGAAACUAAGGGUUGCUAUUAAUACAUCUGAGCACAGAGCUACAGCUGGUGAAAGCCAAUGCUCUCUCAGUUUAGUCGCAGAGAAACUUCCAAAGAAACGUGAAAGAAAAAGGACAGCCUCUGUGGGCACACUGAAGAUUGUUUCUGAAGAGUUGACAACCAUGGAAGAAGCUGCCUCAGCAACAGAGAUAUUAAUUCUGCACACGGUGGAUGGACAGGAAUGGGCUACGUAUUUGCAGCAGAUCUUAAAAUCCUGCAGAAAAUUACCCAAAGACUCUACUCUGCUGUAUGCGGUCGGCCCAGCUGAUCAGCUCCACGGAUAUCAGUUUCAGAGUCUUCAAAGCUGCAGAUGUACCGUGCUGCUCCUCACCGGAACAUUCCUGGACAUGCUCUAUGACCCAGAGCUGCAGGGAGCACUUCAGACACUGCUUCACCCUCCACACAGAGUGGUGGCGCUGCUGUGCGGUGUAUCAGAGGAUGAAAUACUGACGGAACGGUUUGAGGACUGGCUGGACUGGAGAAAAAUUUCUGCUGCAGACGAGCCCGCCGUCUAUGUCUCCACAAUACUGGAAUGCAUCAAUGACAACAGAGGAGCAGGGGCUCAGCAUGUGGGCAAAGCUGCAGCAAAGUCAGACAUGACAGAAGCCUCUACAGCUGAAAAUCCCAUCGCUCCUGAAACAGAGGAAGUAGUUUCAGAAGGGCUAAAGGACCCUGCGAGGAAGGAUGAUGUGACCACUGGAAAUUCAACAGACGUGGACAUUAGUACACCCAUGCACUCCACCUGCAUCACUGUCCAACCAAACAGAGUUCUGUGUGGAGAACCAGAGAAACUUUUUAUCGUUUUCACACAUAAAGUACAACCAGCAGCAGAGGUGGAGUUUUCACUGAAAAACCAUCCUGCAAAAAGGGUCCAAGGCACGGUGGAGAAUGAAUAUACGAUAAGCGUCCUGGCUCCUGAUAUGCCAGCUGGAGUCGUAUCUCUCACCAUGCACACUGACCAGUCCUGCACCAGCUUAAUGCCUGUUACAUAUUACACCACAAUGGGAGAAGUCAGCCGGCUACUUCAAAACGCCACGGAUCCGGUUAACUUCAUGUGCCAGGCCUUCAACUUGGCACCCAGUGCAACAGAAUCCUUGGACACUAUGCUGACUGACUCAUUAAAAUCCCGGAUGCCUGUUAACAGUCUUCAGCUGUUUGGAAUCAAACAGAUAGAAGAGGACAACAUGGCAGCAUAUCAACGUAAUGAAGAGUAUCCCACACUGCUUCACUUUGCUGCAAAGUAUGGCUUUAAGAAGCUCACCACCAUCCUGCUCCAGUGUCCUGGAGCUCUGCAGGCGUACAGCGUCAUGAACAAGAACGGGGACUACCCGAACACGCUGGCACAGAAGAGUGGCUUCAACGAUCUCAGGCAGUUUAUGGAUGAAUUUGUUGAAACAGCAGACAUGCUAAAGUCCCAUCUUGAAGACCACACAGAGGAGAGUGCUGACGUGUACGAGUUGAUGUCAGGGAGCUCUCAAGACAUCAUGAUGACGUACGAGAGUUGCUCAGAGGACAUAUACGAGUCGAUGGUGGGGAUCAUCCCUGAAUGUGCAGAGGACUUUUAUGAAGUGAUGAAUGCAGUCGAUGAGAACCCUGAAGAAGCUUUGCUAAGGAAGUUCUUUCAAGCAAAACCACAUGCUUAUGUGAACCAGGGCAUGAAAGGGGACAAAGAGCAAAGGGACAAUGACAAUGAGGAGGAUCCAUACAACCUCUUCCCAGAGGACAUCUAUGACAUUGUGGAUGGAGAUAAAUCCUAUAGUCCAUCAAUCCUGAACCGUCCACCAGCACCCAUCCCCAGACCUGAGUCUGAGCCUGAACCUGAGAAGCCAAUAGCAUACAUUUCUAGAGUAUUUUCAGAUAAAGUAGCAUCCCAGAGAGAAACUACAGAAACUGGAUAUCCUGAAGCCCGGCCUGUUGCAGACCCUCCCUCUCCUACUUAUGACCCCUACGCUGGGAUGAAGACGCCUGGGCAGAGACAGCUCAUAUCUCUGCAGGAGAGGGUGAAGGUGGGGGAAAUCACUGUGGAUGAAGCAGUCCAAGAGUUCAAGGCCUGGCAGUUUGACCAUGAGCGGAGAGCGAGCUCCAUACGCUAUCAGCAGGAAAAUCUAAAACGACUACGAGACAGUAUAACCAGACGACACAAAGAAAAACUGAAGACCACAAAGGAGCUUGAUUAUGAGAUAAGUGCUCCGCUACAGAGGAACAUCCCUCUGGGUUCCAGUGUCACAUUAGAGUGUUCUGUGUACGAGCCAGCACCGAGGAUCGAGGCUCCACCUCCUCCAUCCACAGCAGCAAAUACAAUCCAGCGAGGCAGCUGGAAGACAGGAAGCACAUCCAGCACAUCCAGCACUGAGAGCAACAGGCUGAGCACCCACAGCACCUUCAGCUACAGCAGCGGGACAGAGCCUGACUUUGAGGAUGCAGCAGAAGUUCUCCCUCCACCACCGCGACCUCCACGGCCAUCGGACACUGUCAUUCCUCCACCCAGGAUUCCCCCAAGAGUCCCAGAGAGGAUGCCAGAGAAGACACACGACCGCUACAUAUCCUGUCCAACUCGAGCGCUUCCUCAAAGACCCACUCAGAGACUCAAUAAUGCAGCACCUCCCAUUCCUCGCCGCCUGCGGUGAUUUAGGGCUCUCAUUUAAAGACUGCACUCCACAAGAUAAUCCACAUAGACAGGCAGACAGUCUUACUCCAUGUUGCUUUUUUAGAAUGCAUUGAUCAUGUCCCAAUAAUAAUGGAUGCAUAUAUAUCUAUAUUAUUUUUAGCUUUUCUACUUCCUGCAAUAUUUGUAAAUAUCUUGAAAUACCUUAAUAAAACAAACACUGUCUUUCACAUAACUGUAUUGAUUCUGCUGAAAUGUUCACUAUAGUCCUCUUUUUAAGUCUAAAUGUGUCUUAUUCAGUUGUGUCCUGGACUGUAGCAUUUAUCUGUGCAAUAUUUCAUUCGGUCACAAGGUGGUGCUCCAUACUCUCUUAGCAGCUAAAUCACUUUGCAAGUCAACUUUAUCAAAAAGUCUUAAAAAUGUAUAAAAUUUAAAGCAUGCAUGUUAAGUGUUGCAAACUGUAGCCUUAAAAUUCACUUCUUACUUUGCAG
Molecule: messenger RNA, 3284 nt
Organism: Cheilinus undulatus (humphead wrasse)
Lineage: Eukaryota; Metazoa; Chordata; Actinopteri; Labriformes; Labridae
Gene: pik3ap1
Product: phosphoinositide-3-kinase adaptor protein 1
Exons: 18
Coding region: 311-2815 (834 amino acids)
Cellular component (GO): cytosol
Molecular function (GO): phosphatidylinositol 3-kinase regulatory subunit binding; signaling receptor binding
Source: RefSeq, a predicted model, not a curated record